Messenger RNA from Gigantopelta aegis, 349 nucleotides. Its product is annotated as sperm mitochondrial-associated cysteine-rich protein-like. Gene Ontology annotation, molecular function: peptidase inhibitor activity. Gene Ontology annotation, cellular component: extracellular region. Bases 28 to 327 code for a protein of 99 amino acids. The transcript is spliced from 2 exons. The record is from RefSeq and is a predicted model, not a curated record. NCBI's taxonomy places the organism in Eukaryota, Metazoa, Mollusca, Gastropoda, Neomphalida, Peltospiridae.
CUUGACAUCUGUUCACUGGGGACCCCCAUGUCCGACAACCAGGGUCGACACAUCCCCUGCGCCACGACCGCCAACUGCCCCAAGGGAGGCACGUGUGUCACGUCAACUGUAGCUGGGGUGCAGAUCAAGAAAUGCUGUCUCGAUGAAUCGAAAUGUAAAAAUAAGGCCGGGAUCUGUCCCCCGUGGACGGCGAGCUCCACGUGUACGGGCAGCUGCACCGACGACGGCGACUGCCCUGACGUCAACAAGUGCUGCGCCACCGCCUGCUCCGUUCCCGGCAAACGGUGUGUGGUGCCACGGCCCUGGUUCACUUACUUCUACUUCUGAAGCAGACACCACCUGGAUCAGU